Molecule: messenger RNA, 3826 nt
Organism: Lathyrus oleraceus (garden pea)
Lineage: Eukaryota; Viridiplantae; Streptophyta; Magnoliopsida; Fabales; Fabaceae
Product: E3 ubiquitin-protein ligase UPL4
Exons: 10
Coding region: 166-2244 (692 amino acids)
Biological process (GO): proteasome-mediated ubiquitin-dependent protein catabolic process; protein polyubiquitination
Molecular function (GO): ubiquitin protein ligase activity
Source: RefSeq, a predicted model, not a curated record
UAAUCAUUUCAUUCUCUCUUUCCGUAACCGUUUUUCUCAUCUCACAUUGCUUUCUCAAACCCUCUCUCACUCUCGUAUCACACUGUUUUCUCCGGCUUCAAGAUUCUCUCACUCUCAUCUUUUUCUCCAACUGAAUCGUCUCAUAGUCUCCAGGAUUUGGAUUCAAUGGCUUCAUCGAGUGACUCGUGUCUCACAAAUUAUUCCAUUGAGGACAUUCAAAAUCAAUUUAAACUUCUCAAUAAGCAAUUUAAUGAUUUGAUGAUGAGUCCUAAAAGUGACCGGUAUAAAGAUGGUAAGGUGUUAACCAUCUUGAAGGAAAUGUUAAAGAUGAUUCAGGGAGACGAUGAUAUACUUGAUGUGGAAUCCAUCAUCGACACUCCAUUGUUACUCACCAACCUCCACAAAGCAUUCAAUGAUUUGGAACAAUUUCGGGUUAUUUCUCCGUACGAUACCGUGGAUCUUGAGGAUCCUGAAUCUCAUUUCAUGUGCCUCUACAUUAUACCUGCUGAGGGAGAGACAAGUCUCCGAAGAUACACGGAAGAAGGAGAAGGUGACGGUAUUGAUCCUACGCUUACUUUUGGUCAAAUUCAAAAAUUCAUCUGGCCAAAGGUUAAAGCAAGUCAAGAACCAGAUGAAGAUCAAGAUGCUGCACAGAAACUGAUUUUUUACAUUGGAGGAAAGGAGCAGGAUUUUAGGUUUUCAAUUUACCAAGCACUCCUUUGCCAUUACUGGAGAAAUGAUAAUGAUUUUGAUGUCUCCGAAUUGUGGCACUACAGCUCAAAACAUCUAAUAACCUAUAGAAGGUUCACCACAAAUUUAGGUCCAAAAUUUGUUGAAGAUUUUUCAGACCUGGAAAAAGAAGUUCGGAUUAUUCUACAAUUUCUUUGUAGAAUUCAUACUCUUGGUAUAGGAUUCCCUGGGGCCUUCGUUAACAUUUGGUUGGAUAAAAAGUUAAACGAGCAAAUGGAGGAUCAUUUCGGGGGAAGAUCACCUCAGUGUUUGCCUCCCUGGUGGAUUUAUCUGGUAGUUACUUAUCCUUUUUUGUUCAGUUACGAAACAAGGGGCACAUUUUUUCAAUUGGCCGCAUACUUUCAUUCAUAUCCAGCUUACCUUGGAACUAUGGCCGAUAAUGCGUUGGACAAAGUGACGACAGGUAUAGUGUCUCGUAACCUUAUUCUGGAUCAUGCUAAACAAUUGAUGGAUCAACACGCAAGUGAAGAUAUAGAACUUAGAGUGAGAUUUGAGGGUGAAAUUGGCAAUGGUAUUGGACCAACUUCAGAGUUCUAUACCCUAGUUUCGAAAGAAUUUCAAAAGUGUGAUUUAAUGUGGAGAAAGGAUGUAUCUUUUGGACUUUUCCCUUGUCCAAGGUUAGCCUCAUCUAUUGAACAAGUAAAGACUAAGUUUGUUCUUUUAGGGCAAAUUGUCGGCAAAGCAAUUCAAAAUGGCAAGCUAUUGGAUAUCCACUUCUCUAAAGCUUUCUAUAAACUCAUGUUAGGGAAGGAAUUGUCCAUAUAUGAUAUUGAAUCAUUUGAACCCCGUCUUGGCAGAAUAUUACUAGAAUUUAAGGAGUCUGUUGGCCGAAAAAAGCUUACAGAGUCAGAUUUGAGAUAUAAAGAUGGAUCAAUUAAAGACCUUUGUCUUAGUUUUGUUCUUCCUGGAUAUGAGGAAUUCACUUCUGAAUAUAAAGAUGUUACAGUAGACUUGACAAAUUUACAAGACUAUAUUUCAUUUGUGAAAGAUGCAACUGUUGGGUCUGGAAUUAUAGUUCAAAUGGAGGCUUUCAAAGAGGGAUUUAACCAGGUUUUCAAGUUGGGAUCCUAUCCUACUGGCAUUCAAACUUUUUCAAUAUUCACUGUAGAAGAAUUUGAGGCUAUCUUGUGUGGUCAAGGAGAAAAUAGUUGGAACUUAGAGGAGCUUACAGAGCACAUUAAUAUCAGUGAUGGAUACACGGCAGAAAGUGUUCCUAUUGUGAAUUUGCUUGAAAUCCUUCAGGGGUUCAACCGGGAACAACGAAGGGGAUUUCUACAGUUUGUUACUGGUACACCAAGGCUUCCUACUGGAGGAUUAGCAUCCUUAAAUCCCAAAUUAAGAGUUGUAAAGAUUUCACACACAGAGAAAGAGUUGCCUAGCGCGGCUACUUGUAAUAACCAACUUAUGCUACCUCCUUACCUUUCAAAAGACACAAUGAAAGAAAAGCUUUUGUAUGCCAUAACAGAGGGACAAGAAUCUUUCAGCUUUGCAUAAGGAGGGUCUUUGGUUGAUUCUGUGCAAUACGGAAACAUCAUGAGAUGUCUUUUCUUGCCAGUCAAUACCUUGAUUUUUUUAGUGUUAAUACUUGUUUGAUUUUUCAUGCACUGUUUGUUUUGGAUACCUUAGUGACUAAGAUUUUUCAUGAGCUGUUUGCUUGAAUACCUUAGUUUGGGUACCUUUUCUGUUUUUCCAUCGGAGAUUUUUCAUUAGUAUAAUAUUGUUAGAAACUCCUUCACCCUCAGAAAAGAACCACACUGUCACUGAUUGUGGGGGAGUCUUGUGUGCAACAGCUACCACUAGUCUGAGGGUGUGUUUGGAAAAGCAGGGGAAAUAUUGACGCAAUUAACAGUGUUGUUUCUUUCUUAAAUCUAGUUGAAAAACAAAGAGUACAUAAUUGUUGUCUCUAAUCUCUACCAAUUGGAGUCGUCUGUUGAUUUCUCACUUGGAUAUUUCUCUCUUUAAAAAUUCUCUUUGGGGGUAGUGGGGAGAUGAGGAAAAUUCAUUUCUGUUUAAAGGGCUGGUGAUGGGUGGAAAAAGUGUCCGCGAGAAAUUAGGAGUUAUUUGGUUUGCUAUAGUUUCGACGCUCGGAACGCUAUGAUUUUUAAUUGGGAGAGGGUGGUGGAGGAGUGUAAGGUUACCUCAUGGAGAAUUAUUAAAUCAAGAUCCAAGGAGUUGAGCUAUCCUUUAAGCCUUUGGCUAACUAACCCUAUUGCUUGUUUGGGAGUGAAGAAGAUGCUGUAAACUUUGGCCUAGCUGUAAUUGUUGAACUGUUUUUGUAGCUGUUAUGUCUGGUUUUCUGUUUAGCAGAGAAGGUUGUUUCUUAAUCUGGGCUGGCUGUUUUGUAACAGGAACAUUGUCUUACUAAUUUUGUUGAGAAGUUUUGUCGCAUGGACCGAGGUCCUAAGGCGUUCAAACUUUCUCUUCGCCUCUUUGUUCCUGGCUUGCAAUCAUGCUGUGUUUGGUUUUCUAUGUGGUCAUAUGUUAAGUGUAUUGGAAAGUUCACUCUGUUUAAUUCUCAGUUGAUUGGAGAUCAACUUCAAAGGUGUCUUUUAAUUGUUAGGGAUUCAGUGACGCAAGUACCCUUUGGCUUCGUUGCUUUUUACCCUUUGGCUGUUUUGUCUCAGUACCCUUUGGCUUCGUUGCUUUUUACCCUUUGGCUGUUUUUUAGCUUUCGUGUGCUAUUAUUGUUAAUGCUAAAUAACAGGACAGGUUGUUGUUUACUUUAUGUUGUACUCAUCUCUUGGAUGGCACAUCUUGUGCUUCCAAGACUAGUGUGUUUCUUAAUAAAAGUUUUUCUUUGCCUCUUCAAAAAAAAAGGACCUGUUUUGAAAUUUAACUAGCAUUUUUUUUUCUGUUUUGAAUAAAAUCCUACCUACUUACUAGGGAGUAUAUAUAAAUGGGUGUUACAGUUGUUCCUAUUAAGUAGGCUUUGUUCCUAUUUGUGAGUGUUUCAGUCAACCUUCCAUUAAACCUGACUACUUAUAGCAUUUUAUUCUGUUUUGACCAUCAUGCUCCUCUUUAUAUUUCAUUUUUUUCAAACACAUCGACGCACGUUUCUUGGAUACACUACACAAUA